CACUGCUCUGUUCGCCCUCAACUCUUCUGUUGCCAUGGAAAUGGCGAGCUCAGGUGAUCCUAAUAUCGGAGAGCUGCUAGUGAGUCAAUGAAAGCCUCGACAAACCGGUUCGGCUGGCAGACACAAAAGAUAGACAUCCGAAGAACUCGAGAGGGGGUGGGACGGACAAAUACCUGUUGUGCCCUAGGUAAAGCCUAUAUCUAGGAAAACUCGUUCACGAUCCCUCCACACAAGUAAAAAGAAAGUUAAAGGAACACAACAAUUAUUUCCAAAGCACAUAAACAGAAGAGGGACUUGUCGACCUACAGGCCAAUGCUUCACUUCAUCGUGCGUAUAUUACAAUCAACUCUCCUUUUACGGCCGUGUGCGAUUUAUAGCCCUCGAGAUUUGCCAGCCGAUAAACUCGGUAGACUACACGGACAUAAACAGAGGAGCGGGGAUUUACAGUAGCGGUCCAGAGGAGGGAUAAACAGCAGUCGAAACUUUAUCCAUGGCGCAGAUCAGGCCAGUCACCCAGGGCGCAUUCCACUGGCAGAGAAGCGAGAGUGGAGUUCACAACACGACACACUGAGAGUGCUCCUCUCUACCGUGCUGAGUCUAGUAAUACCCGAGGAGCAGGUUAUUAUUACCUGUGGAUUUAACUUUUUGCUUUUGACGAUGAGAAGCCUGCAGGAGCUGGAGUUACAGAAGCAUGCUGUGAUUUGACUCGUUUUGGAAAAUGGACAGCGAAACGCGCACAGAAAAGUUUGCGGCCGAUUUUUCCCGAGGAUUGUGACAGACAUAAAGUGGUGUUCGCCAUGGCCGGUUGUGUCCGAUGGUGCCAUCGGACGUGUAUGUGCUGCCUGUCAGAGGAGGAGAAGAACACCAUCGUGUUGGACAAAGAAAUCCAGAAGAUUCUCCGGGAACAGAAAAAGAGAGAACGAAGGGAAAUCAAAGUUCUCCUGUUAGGCACGGGGGAGAGUGGCAAGACCACCUUCAUCCGCCAGAUGAGGAUCAUCCACGGCCGGGGCUUCACGGAUGACGAGAGGAAGGCCUUCGCUCAAUGCAUCUUCCAGAACAUCUUUACCGCCAUUCAGGCCCUGACCACUGCCAUGGAGGCCCUGAAGAUCCCUUACUCCAACACAGAGAACGAGAUGUAUGCUAAGUGGAUCCAUGAGGAGGACACUGCGAAGGUGACUCGUCUGGACCGCGGCUACGUGGACGCCAUCCGCCGGCUCUGGGCCGACGGAGGCAUCCGCAUCUGCUACGGUCGCCGCGGAGAGUACCAGCUCCUGGACUCCACCGAGUAGUGAGUCGCUAGCCGGGGUCCCCCCGCUCAGGGUCCCCUUAGGGCCUGGCUGCCGGGGCCCAGCCUGUAGCCCAGCCUGUAGUCCAGUCUAGUAUAGCUAUAGUCCAGCCAAU
This is a messenger RNA of Gadus macrocephalus (Pacific cod), 1401 nucleotides long. Its product is annotated as guanine nucleotide-binding protein G(q) subunit alpha-like. The transcript has 4 exons. Gene Ontology annotation, cellular component: heterotrimeric G-protein complex. The record is from RefSeq and is a predicted model, not a curated record. The coding region runs from base 798 to 1289 and encodes 163 amino acids. Gene Ontology annotation, molecular function: guanyl nucleotide binding; G protein-coupled receptor binding; G-protein beta/gamma-subunit complex binding. Gene Ontology annotation, biological process: phospholipase C-activating dopamine receptor signaling pathway; adenylate cyclase-modulating G protein-coupled receptor signaling pathway; action potential. Lineage: Eukaryota; Metazoa; Chordata; Actinopteri; Gadiformes; Gadidae.